UAGAGUGCAGAGUAGGAGGGAACCUACUGAGCUACCCGGAUGGGUUAAGAUUAAGGAAAAAAGGACAGAAGAACAUCUUUAUUACCUUUUUAUACUCCUAUUCCCCCCGCCUGUGUUCGUACUGUAAACAAUGACCUAAUGUAGGCUGCACGAUUCCCAGCAGAUGCGUUACAUGACACCAAAGGAAAAGCGACUGCUUACAAAGGACAAAGACAAAGAGUGACAAAGAGAUUCAAAAACAUGGCAGCACCUUCAAACAUGGAAGUAGAGCUGCACGGAUUGUUUGAGAAAAACAACACCUUCGACUAUGAUAAUUAUGAGAACAAAGAACUAGACUGCCAGCCAAAAGCAGUCUCUGAUGCAUUGGGGGUCUUCAUUCCCCUGCUUUACUCCUUGUGGAUCUUAUUGGGGCUGCUGGGACAUGGACUGGUUCUGGCAGUAUUGUGGCUUAAGUGGCUGAAUUGCAGUGUAAUGGACAUCUUCAUCUUUCAUUUGAGCUUAAUUGACAGUCUCCUGCUGCUCACAAUGCCUCUCUGGGCCGUGGAUGCAGUUAAAGGAUGGAUCAUGGGGUCAGGGCUCUGCAAACUGGCUGGAGCUCUGUUUAAGAUGAAUUUCUACUGCAGUAUGUUCAUGUUGGCCUUCAUAAGUGUGGACUGCUACCUGUCCAUUGUUCAUGGAGUUCAGAAGUUGUCUCGUAAAAAGCCCAUGGUGGUUCAUGGAUGUUGUCUGAUUAUCUGGCUCCUCUGCCUGCUCCUUUCCAUCCCAGACUGGAUCUAUCUGAAGUCCACCAAUCAUGACAGCACAGGUCAGGUUAAAGAUGAAUGCAUUUACUUUUAUCCAGAUGAUUCCUGGCAUCGUUCCUCACGAUUUCCGCAUCAUGUCAUUUUGGUUGUGGGAACACUUGUGCUGCUGUUCUGUUGUUCCUCCAUCAUGCUGAAGCUUCAACGUGACUCAAUGUGCCAGCAGAAGAAAAUGGGCAGAAAAACAGCGAUCAUUGCAGUCUUAGUGCUGGUUUUUCUCAUCUGCUGGACACCCUACAGCAUUGCCUUCAUCGUGAACACCAGUGCUCGUCCAAUGCUCAUCGACCCUUUAACAGGAGAGAGUGAAUGUGAAUGGAGGCAGUGGACAGCUAGCAAAAUAACAGCCAUUUUUGGGCUUCUCCAUUGCUCCAUCAACCCUGUUAUUUACUUCUGUUUCUCCAAAGAGUUCAGGAGACGCACACUGGCUGUGAUAAAGUUCAAUGCUUGUGAAUCAAACAAUAAUGACGGCUCACUUUGGGACUCUACUGGAAUAAACGUUAAUGUUACUGUCCAGGAGGAGCAAGGUCCACUUCAGCAAGUCAAUGAACUUAAACCAAAAGUACAAACCCAGCAGCAGGAUACGUGAAUUUAUAAAUCAUUGAACAAUAGACUCUUUGUUUCUCGUAAAUUAUUUUAUGCUUAUUGUAAUCAUCUGCAUUGUAUUUACAGCAUACUGUAUUUAUACAAAAGCAUUGAUCAAUGACUUUUGGGUUUGGAUUUACUUAAAGGUAUUUGUACAGUCAUCCUGGAAAAUCCCCCUCUCGUGAUGGAGGGUGGAAAAGCAGGAGACCCCCAGGUCAUGGAAUUUCUGGAAUAUUAUAGAAUUUCGAAAUGUUUACUGCAGACAUUGAAAGUCGGGGAAUUUUAUUAAAUGGUUUUUGUCCGAGUCAUGCAAAAUCAGGGAUUUUUUUGUUUGUUGUUUUUAAAUUUUAGUGAAGUUUAUUUAUAAAUUAAUUUCAAGAGGAGCACAUGCUUAUGAUUAAUCACAGCUGGUCCCACAUUAGCCAAUUUAUGAUUCACCAAUCAGACGAUUCCUUACGAUCACCAUAAAUAACCUAAGUGCCAUACGACAGCCAUCUUUGUUUGGAAGAAUCCCCCCUUCCACCCCUACUCCUCUUCCUUUCCUAGAUGGGUGGCACGGUGGCCCAGUGGUUAGCACUGUUGCCUUACAGCAAGAACGUCACUGGUUCUUGUCUUUACCAAGCUAGUCGACGUUUCUGUGCGAAGUUUAGAUGUUCUCCCCAUGCUAGCGUGUUCCCUCAGUUUUCUCUAUUCAAAAACAUGCGACUUAAGUUAAUUGACUAAUCCAAUUCGGCACUAUAGAUGUGCUUCAAGUAAGUAGUUAUCUCUCCAUAGCAAUUCCUAAUUGUUCAUUAGCAAGAACAGCAGGGGAGUUCUUGGGAGCUCAAACUCUCCUCUUGCCUUGCAAACAGGAGGGAGCCCUGGGCUCAAGGAUCUUACAAGCUCAGGGCUCUCUCCUGGGACACGCUGAAACACGCUUUAUAAUCAAUCAUCAGCUAAAGUGUGAACUCUUGAACUGUACAUUUAACAAAAUGUACUAUUUUUGUAGCAUGUUUGUAUUUGUGUAUGUGUUAUUCAAAUUGUUAUGGUUAGGCUCUUUUCAGAGCCAUUUAAGUGAAUUGCAGUCACCAGGCUGUACUUGUUACAUGCAAACAUGCCAGAAAAAGGAACAUUUGAAGGGCAUUGCCUACAAAACGACCUCAUCAAAAGCUGGCUGUUUAAAGUAGAUGACAGAAAGGUGAUAUCUUGUGCCAAUGGCUAUAAGGGUCAUAAAGUGGUACUGUAUGUAGCUAUAAUGUUUGCUAGAUAGUUGUAAUUAAAAUGUAUUCUUGAAGUAUAGCCUAUGUCAGGUAGCAUAAGAGGUCACUUUAAGAAUCGAAAGCGUAGCAGAGUUUGUGAGCUAAUUACUGUUAAGUCUCGAUAGCAGAAGCUUGGAUUAAUCAUUAUUUAAUGUUUUAAUCAACGUUGUAUUACUGUUAUAGGCUAAUUAAAAAAGAUCGACAAGGCACUUGAAAUGAAAUUCAAUCUAUUUUGCAGUCUAGCUUUGUUUGAGUCGUAAAUAUGAUGCGAUGUGACAUUAAUUUAUUAUUUAUACUAACCGUUGUGUUUUGUUAUUUAACUUUUGUACCAAAACCAUCUGUAAACCAGUGGUGUAGUCCUUGCUAUAUGCACAUAUACUCAAUAUGCCUACUUUUUUCUAUGAGCUGUUUGGGUAUCACGACUUCUGAGGAUCAUACUCUCGGUAUACUCACUUGUUUUGGUGAUUAGACUUCCCUAGUUUUUGUACGUUAAGUAUUUGAGUUUUUCGAAGAUCACAACAAAUCAACUGAAUGAUGUCUUGCUGAAACGUUCAAGUAAAAUUGUAAAACAGCAUGGGCGUUGCUUUAGACUUCCUAUAUUUCCAUUCAGCCCCCCUAACACUUUUGCGAUUACCUGUACACUGCUAAAUGAUCGCCUCAGUCCCCUUUAAAAUUGAUAUAAAAACGGCGGCAGAAUCCUGAUCCUGAACUCGUUUUUUAGUUAGUCAGCAAACCACAGCUGUGCAGUGUGUGUGU
Molecule: messenger RNA, 3376 nt
Organism: Danio aesculapii
Lineage: Eukaryota; Metazoa; Chordata; Actinopteri; Cypriniformes; Danionidae
Gene: cxcr3.3
Product: chemokine (C-X-C motif) receptor 3, tandem duplicate 3
Exons: 3
Coding region: 241-1386 (381 amino acids)
Biological process (GO): immune response; G protein-coupled receptor signaling pathway
Cellular component (GO): membrane
Molecular function (GO): G protein-coupled receptor activity
Source: RefSeq, a predicted model, not a curated record